UACAGCAGAAAACGGAUUUAGAACGCGAGCAGUUGCCAGUGAACAAUGGCUCUAAGACAGCGGGAGAUGGGUUUAUAGAUAGAGAAACAAUAACAAAAAUUGAAUUUAGAACAACUGAAGCGAACCCCGUUGAAGAACAAUCAGAGAAACAAGACUGUCAUUCUGCAGCCAGUUGUUCUCCUAGGCAAACCGAAACCACGGCAUUACAAGAGUCCUACGCAUCAACGGUCAGCAAAUCAUAUGAAGAUUUAGAUGUCCCAGUGGCACCAUCUCAAAACUUUACGAUUUCUUACUCGCCAAACCUAUCACAAGUUACACCCAUCUCUGGUCCUAGUUCUCCAAUUAAGUUUGCUAAAGAGAGUGGGUUCGUUGAGGGUAAUGAGCAGUCAAUGGUGGUUGAUAUGAAUUUUGUGAAUAAUUUAGGCACAUGUCUACAGAUUUUGACAAAUAAGUCACUUGACGAUGUAUCUGAAAAAAUGUGUCAUCGAACAACAAGCACUACUACCGCCCAACAAGCGGAUGCUGACACUGGAGAACUGCCAAGGUAUCCGUCCACCAUCAUAUCUGAAUCUCCACCUCAUGGACUGAAAGGCGAAAAAACAGAAACAACUGAUAACCGUUCGAACACACUAUCAGAAACAGCCCAAGUUCCACUUGAUAUCAACAUGGAUGAUGAUUUUGAAGUGACAGAUUCACAACUUUGUGCUGUAAACUUUGAUGUUCCUCUGACAAGAUCCAAACCAAACGGCGUGUCGAUAAAGAGUUUGGAUACUAAAAUAGAUAUCAAGGAAACAGAAGGACAUACCAUAAUGGAAGGAUUCAUUAAUGAUGCUUCAAAAUUAAAUAAAUUGAUUUUGAAGACAAAAAGAGAAAUUGAAGCCAUGAAAAGAAGAAAGGGACAAAACGUACCGAUUGGCAUGCUUCAUAAUAAUAAAUGAAGUGUUCAAGAAAUGUUAAUCAUUCUAUGUUUCUAUGUAUUAUAAUUUAUAAAGAUGCAAAUUAUGUUAUUAAUUUUUUAAUAUAUUGUGUGUGCAAUUGUUGUU
Patella vulgata (common limpet) is the source of this 1043-nucleotide messenger RNA. RefSeq lists its product as uncharacterized. The record is from RefSeq and is a predicted model, not a curated record. The transcript has 4 exons. NCBI's taxonomy places the organism in Eukaryota, Metazoa, Mollusca, Gastropoda, Patellidae. Bases 390 to 938 code for a protein of 182 amino acids.